UUAUUAUUUUUGUAUUUCUUUAAUUAAGUUUUUUUUUUUACAUUAGAAUCGAAAAGAUGUGCUAUGCGAAAAGCUGCUGCUAUUGCUUGUCAUUACGCUCGGGCUGCAUUGGGAUUUCACUUUUUUCCAUUUUUUGCUCUGUCCUGAACAUAGACUUCAUUAUCUUGAUCCUUACUGACUAUAAAGUGGCCCGAAUUAAAUAUCUAUUUCCAGUAAACGAUCUAAAUGUUAUGCUUCAGCUGGUGCCAGAAUUCCUAAUGAUAAUCGCCGGCAUUAUGUUGUUCAUUUACACACUGGCGCCCAUAACUGCUUUAGUACUCUUAUAUGUAAUACUUGCUGGCAGCCUGUUUCUCUAUGUACUUGCGUUUAGCAUAGUUUCUACCACAAUGGGCUCCAAUAUGAUUGUGAAUGAAAGUAAAAUGCAUUUGAUUGCCUAUUGGAUGUAUGUGGCCUUUAGUUUCGUAUCAACGGCAUACUUUCUGUAUAUAGCGCUCUCCUAUUAUAAAUAUAACUUGGAACUGAGGCGUAGCUAAACUUUAGUUUAUCAAGUUUAUAAAGGGAUUUAUUCAAAAAGCGCAAUACUUUCAACUUGAACUCCAAAUUAAUAUGAGAAUAAUCAUGUCGAGACAUGAAUACAGUUUUCAGAGUCUUUCUUUCGGCAUUCCUUAUUUUUAAGGCCACAAAUUGUAAAUCAAUAAACAAGCUUUGACUUUUUGUUUAUUUUUUCUAUAAUACCCAAUUGACUU
This is a messenger RNA of Drosophila novamexicana, 746 nucleotides long. RefSeq lists its product as uncharacterized. Bases 57 to 533 code for a protein of 158 amino acids. NCBI's taxonomy places the organism in Eukaryota, Metazoa, Arthropoda, Insecta, Diptera, Drosophilidae. The record is from RefSeq and is a predicted model, not a curated record. The transcript has 5 exons.